Molecule: messenger RNA, 651 nt
Organism: Paramecium sonneborni
Lineage: Eukaryota; Ciliophora; Oligohymenophorea; Peniculida; Parameciidae
Source: the annotation of a GenBank genome assembly
AUUAUUACGAUUUUUAUGGAUCAACAAAUUAAAAAAGUAUUUCACACAGCUUUAGUGUUAGUACCACCAAAAAAUUGCAUUGAUUAAAUAUAACUCUUAAGAAAACAACAUGAUAAAGCUUAUGAAAGAUGGAUGCCUCAUGUUAAUUUAUGUUUUCCUUUUGUUGAUCCUGCUUAAUUUGAUUAAGUAUUUUAGAAUCUUUAAAAUCAUUUGAGUAAGAAAUGAAUACAUAAAAUAGAAAAUUUUCCUGCUUUUUAAGUUAGAUUACGAGAAUUUAAUCACUUUCAACAUGGAAAAAAUUGUGUUAUGUGGUUAAAACCAGAAGCUGAAAAUGAUGGAAUCUAAUUAUUAUAUCAAGAAAUAUUAAAAGUCUAUCCUUAAUUAGAUGAUUUAAAUAAGAAAUCAGAAAAUGGUUUCUAACCUCAUGUAACAGUUGGAUAGUUUGGAACAAAUUAAAUUGAAUAAAGAAAAAAAGGAUUUUAACCAUAAUUUUAGGAAGUCCAAUUUCAAUGCUAGGAAAUACAUAUGAUUAGUAGAAAUGGAUAAGAUGAUCCUUUUAAGAUAAUUCAUACAAUUAAGUAUGAUUUUGUUAUUAUUACUAGAUUUAAGACAGAUAACCCAUAAGCAUAUGAAUAUCCAGGUUAAAAAUGA